Messenger RNA from Penaeus vannamei (Pacific white shrimp), 344 nucleotides. NCBI's taxonomy places the organism in Eukaryota, Metazoa, Arthropoda, Malacostraca, Decapoda, Penaeidae. The record is from RefSeq and is a predicted model, not a curated record.
GUCUCCGCCGAGGGCACCGAGCCGAGAGGAGGCGAACGGACGCACUCGAGGGAAGCCUGUCAAGGGAGCAGGCUGGGGAGGAGUAACUGUCACGAGACGAUUUUUCACCGAGGAUCCGGGAGCUAGGGAGGAUGAGGUUGAUUUUGGUGAUUUGUGCUUUAUCUUCGGCGUGGGUCGUCAACGGCCAGCUGUUGAGAUAUGAAGGGAAGAUACAUUUUGGUGCAGAUGGGCAUGACCAACAGCCCCAUGGCAAGAUACUACUUGGUGGAGAUGGACACGAUCAGCAACCCCAUGGCCAGAAACCUCUUGGGGUAGAUGGUCAUGAUCAAAGAUCCCAUAGCCAG